Messenger RNA from Phoenix dactylifera (date palm), 1236 nucleotides. It is a transcript of the gene CDSP32, whose product is annotated as chloroplastic drought-induced stress protein of 32 kD. The record is from RefSeq and is a predicted model, not a curated record. Lineage: Eukaryota; Viridiplantae; Streptophyta; Magnoliopsida; Arecales; Arecaceae. Gene Ontology annotation, molecular function: oxidoreductase activity, acting on a sulfur group of donors, disulfide as acceptor.
UAUUAUCUUCAACCCACCCUCCCCUCCUCCUCUUCCUGUGGCCUCAUCCUCCAAAAACCACACCAAACCUCACCCUUCUCUCCCAUGGCUUCCAUAGCCACCUUCUUAUCCAAAAUCCCAUCCUCCCUCCCCUCCUUCUCCAAAUCAGACCCAUACCUCUCUUCCUCCACCUUCCUCUUCCUCUCCACCAAGAAAAGAUCUCCACCAUCCCCCCGGCAGCUCCCUCUCUUCCCUCGCGCCACCGCCGCGACAAGCGGCACCCAGAAACCCCCCGUCGGGAGAGACGAGCGAGUUCAUCAAGUCCACACCAUCGACGAGUUCGACGCCGCCCUCCGGUCGGCCAAGAACAAGCUGGUGGUCGUCGAGUACGCCGCCAGCCACAGCCCCAACAGCCGCCGCAUCUACCCUUGCAUCGUGGAGCUCAGCCGCACGUGCAGCGACGUCAACUUCCUCCUCGUCAUGGGCGACGAGUCCGACGAGACCCGCGAGCUCUGCCGGCGCGAGGGCGUCGACAAGGUCCCCCAUUUCACCUUCUACAAGGGCAUGGAGAAGGUCCACGAGGAGGAGGGCAUCGGCCCCGACCAGCUGGUCGGGGACGUGCUCUACUACGGCGACAACCACUCCGGGGUGGUGCAGCUCCACUGCCGGGAAGACGUCGAGGCGCUGAUCGACGAAAACCGGGGGAAGGAGGGGAAGCUGGUGGUGCUCGACGUCGGGCUGAAGCACUGCGGGCCGUGCGUGAAGGUCUACCCGACGGUGAUCAAGUUGUCGAGGUCGAUGGCAGACGCCGUCGUGUUCGCGAGGAUGAACGGCGACGAGAACGACAGUUGCAUGGAGUUUUUGAAAGACAUGGACGUGGUGGAGGUCCCAACCUUCUUGUUUAUAAGUGAUGGAAAGAUAUGUGGGAGGUACGUUGGGUCAGGGAAGGGGGAGCUCAUAGGGGAGAUCCUUAGAUACCAAGGGGUAAGGAUUACUUGAGGAAUUUUUUGGGGAAUUCAUGCUUGAAAGACAUGGUAUUCUUCUUCCCUGAUUUAUUGAUAAAAAAAAAAAGAAGCAGCAUGCGCCACUAUUGAAUUUGUAUUUUACAAAGAUCAUGGCAAAAAAUUAUCAUGGGACAUGGAAAAAUAUGGGAACAGAGAGAAUAUAUGAAAGAUAUAUGUGUAUUCUCUGUAUCUUGUGCUGUUUGUUAUAACAAUAUGUACAUUAAUAUUAAUCAUCUUUGGAAUAGUACAGUAA